Molecule: messenger RNA, 1740 nt
Organism: Penicillium argentinense
Lineage: Eukaryota; Fungi; Ascomycota; Eurotiomycetes; Eurotiales; Aspergillaceae
Gene: sit1
Product: putative siderochrome-iron transporter Sit1
Exons: 9
Coding region: 1-1740 (579 amino acids)
Biological process (GO): intracellular iron ion homeostasis; transmembrane transport
Cellular component (GO): endosome; vacuolar membrane
Molecular function (GO): siderophore-iron transmembrane transporter activity
Source: RefSeq, a predicted model, not a curated record
AUGACAGACAUCGCUGAACGGAACGCCGAUGGCGACCAGCUCGGGCGAAGCUCGGAGAAGGAGGUUCAACACCACACAGCCUCUGCCCCAGAGGUGCAUCUGCUUGGCGAGGGGAGCCCUGGUGUUCGUCGCAUCGAGAUUGUCGCAUCGCAUUUCCACUUCAUCGACCGCAUCUUCCUCUUCUGCAGCAUUUUCCUCGUUGCUUACGUCUACGGUCUGGAUGGCAUCGUUCGCAAUGUUUACCAGCCGAAUGCAACCGCAAGCUAUGACCGGCAUAGUCUUCUGGCGACCAUCAUGGUCCUUCGCUCUGUGAUUGCAGCUGCAGCUCAGCCAACUGCUGCCAAAAUCGCCGAUGUUUUUGGUCGAGUCGAGCUUAUCAUAGUAUCCAUUGCAUUCUACACCAUCGGGACCAUUAUCGAAACGUUUGCGACGAGCGUCGAGGGAUUCUCUGCGGGCGCUAUUGGAUACACCUGCAUCAUGCUGCUGCUUGAAGUCUUGGUAGCUGACGUUACCUCGACUCGCUCUCGACUGCUGUUCUCUUUCGUCCCGGCGCUUCCCUUCAUCAUCAACACCUGGAUUAGCGGUAAUCUCACGGAUGCGGUUUUGACGGUAACCUCUUGGAAGUGGGGCAUCGGCAUGUUCGCUAUCAUCUAUCCGGUAUGUUCACUUCCAUUGAUCGCCGUCCUGUUCAUCGUCCACCGGCGCGCGAAGAAGUCUGGGAGGCUGGGAUCUUACAAGAGCUCUCUCGAGCUAAUGGGUGGUCGUCGGCUCAUCACGGAGCUCUUCUGGCAUCUCGACGUUAUAGGACUCAUAUUGAUGAUUGCCAUGUUCGCCUGUAUACUCGUCCCCUUUACGCUGGCCGGUGGAAUCAAAGCACAAUGGAAAACGGCAAAAGUGAUCGCUCCUCUUGUUGUUGGAAUUCUGUUGGUCCCCGUUUGGAUCUACUGGGAGAAAACCUGCCGCUAUCCAAUGUUGCCUUUCCAGCAUCUCAAAGAUCGCGCUGUUUGGGGCGCACUUGGAAUUGCCGUCAUGUUGAAUACUGCAUGGUAUCUACAAGGAGAUUUCCUCUAUACCGUCCUCUACGUCAGUUUCGAUGAGUCCGUGCUCAGUGCUACCAGAAUCGCCUCUCUAUACAGCUUUACAUCGGUGAUAGCUGGUGUUGCCCUCGGAUUCAUCGUGAUGAAGAUUCGUCAAUUGAAGCCUUUUAUUGUGUCAGGCACAGUUCUGUUCUUGGUUGCAUUCGGAAUCUUGAUUUACUAUCGUGGAGGUGCCAGCGGAUCCAGUCAUUCUGGAGUGAUCGGAGGUCAGGUCCUACUAGGUCUUGCGGGUGGUCUGUUUGCUUACCCGGCCCAAGCAAGCAUUCAAGUGGCCUUGUCACACGAACAUCUCGCCGUCGUGACUAGUAUCUAUCUCGCUUCUUACAGCAUUGGAAGCGCGAUCGGCAACACUAUUUCCGGCGCGAUCUGGAACCAAGUCCUUCCCGCGGAGUUGGGCCACCAGCUUGGAAACGAAACUCUUGCUGCACAGGUCUACGCAGAUCCAUUCACCUUCGCCGCUGCAAAUCCAGUGGGAACGCCCGAUCGCGACAGUGUAAUUGUCGCGUACCAGAAGACUCAGCGCCUGCUCUGCAUUACCGGAAUUUGCUUGACGGUUCCGCUGAUUGCCUUUGCUCUUUGUAUUCGGAACCCUAAAUUGACCAAAGAGCAGAGCUUGGUCAAAGACGAGCAGAGACUAGCCUAA